Messenger RNA from Ctenocephalides felis (cat flea), 822 nucleotides. Its product is annotated as protein tipE-like. The transcript is spliced from 2 exons. Bases 1 to 822 code for a protein of 273 amino acids. NCBI's taxonomy places the organism in Eukaryota, Metazoa, Arthropoda, Insecta, Siphonaptera, Pulicidae. Gene Ontology annotation, biological process: regulation of sodium ion transport. Gene Ontology annotation, molecular function: sodium channel regulator activity. The record is from RefSeq and is a predicted model, not a curated record.
AUGGGGGGAGGCAGCGUGGAGCGGCUCAGCGGAAAAGAUCCCGCGGGCAGCGGCGACGAAAACGAAGAAGACGGGAAUAAACCUAAACCAGGAAUCAAGCCUCCUCUCACAGAAGAAGUUAUAGCAUCAUUACUUGAAAAAGCAAAAUUUUACACAUCUCUCUGUCUAGGAACUACGGCCAUAGUAUCAAUGUUUGCUUUCCUUUUCCUCAUACCCUUCGUCGUAGAUCCAGCAAUUUCAACAAUAGUUGCAGACUACGAUCCAGAUCCUGUUACAUGUAUGGCAACAGAUCAUGUUUACGCAGAAGGAUUGCGCAAUUGCAGUUGGUCAUCUUGUAGAGAAGGUUGCACAAAUGCUGCAACGAGAUGUCAUCAAAUAUUAGUGAACUACAGUCGCACCAAAUGGACCAGUUUUGCGGGUGAUGUAGACAGCUUAAUUUGGGACGUUGGAGAUACAAGAUUUCUAGUAAACACUGAAGGCUGUGGAUACCCUCCUCGCGUGAAUUGUUCAGAAUUUGCCAAAGCAUAUGGCUAUGACAAACUCGGUAUACCAUUCCCAUGCUACUACAGUAGAACUUAUCCGGAAAUGGUCGUAGCUAGGUAUAGCUGGGAUGAUAACUUGCGUCAUCUCGUGCUAUCUCUUAUAAUACCAAAUGUGUUAUUCGCUGUAUCUAUCGGGGUCCUUAGCUACUGGUAUUGCGCCUGCUGCGAUCGUGCUUGCCAGCGCAGCACCAGGGUUUAUGCAGAGAAGUUUCCUCCAAAGGAAGAUAAACUAUUAUGCCGCAGUGACGACGAAGAUGAAUUCGAUGAAGAAUUUGAUUGA